ACUCCCAGUGACCCGCCCCCCACGACAAACAACAGUACAGAGAUUUUUUUUUUGCCUUCCCUAUAUAUCCAUGUACUCCUCUCUUCUCUCUUUGUAGCCUCUUUUCCUCGAUCCUUCUCUCCCAAUAACCUCUUCUUUUUCCCGCCGAAAGCCCAACACUUUGUAGCUGUGCUGCAGCUUCUCUGGACUUCCCAGUAAUGGUGUCAGCUUCUUCCAAUCUGAAAAGCGAUUUGCCUCUUUUUUCUAUUUGUCUCUUUGUCUCCUCUCCCCAUAAUUAUUUCUCUCUUUCUCUUAUAAAUUCUUAACUCGUCCAAGCCCAACUCAGUUUCUUUCGCUUCUUUUCUCAUCCAAGCCUAACUCAGUUUCUUUCGCUUCUUUUCCGAUCGAUCUUUCUGCUGUGCUCUUGCCCCAGAUGAAAGAAACCAUUUUAAACCCCGAACCUCUCCCCAUGUCCGCACAACCAGCGAUCAAAUUCACCGAGCAUGUAACCACUACCAGCAAGCUCAUCCCCAUCUCUUCAAGAACCCGGAAAAGACUCGUUAGAAUCAUCCUCACAGACCCCUAUGCCACUGAUUCAUCCAGUGAUGAAGAAGAUGAAGAAAAGAAGGAACCAAGGAAAGGAAAGAAAUUCGUGAAGAGAGUGAAGAGGCACGUCAGAGAAAUCAGCUUUAAGCAAACCAGACCAUCAGGUCCACCACCUUUUAUUGCUAAAAGGAGACCUUCGAGAUCUCCGGAAUCUGGCGUCACUUCCCGGAAGAAGUUCCGAGGUGUCCGUCAGAGACCGUGGGGCAGAUGGGCCGCCGAGAUUCGAGAUCCAAACCGCCGGAAACGGGUUUGGCUCGGUACCUUCGACACCGCUGAGGAGGCUGCCACUGUGUAUGAUAGAGCUGCAGUGAAACUCAAAGGCUCUAACGCCGUUACGAACUUUCCUAACCCCGCUAUGACGGAAGACAUAGGCAGUCAAAGGGAUGGUUGUGAAUCCUGCGAUUCACCAAGCGCCGUCACGUCCUCCCCUACGUCGGUCCUCGGAUAUGAAGGAUUAACGACGUUUGAUGACAAUUUCAGUUACGGUGACGUUGACGCUUUCGGAUUCGAUAUUGACGUGCCGUUAAAUCUAGCGGAUUUUAUGUCAUCGGGAAAACAUUUGGCCGGCGAAGAAUUCGUUGACCUCGAUGAUUUCUUGGUCGACGUUAUAUCCUAAGUAUAGUGUAAACAAUGUUCCUCAGUCACUGAUUUUGUCUAGGAAAUUUCAGCGAACAGGGUGCAGUAUUUGGUAAUUUCACUUUGCCGACGUGGCGUUUUACUAUUUGUUAUUAAGGGCGACUAAGGGAAACAAGUGGGCAAGUUGGUGGCGGAUUUACAAAAGUGCCCUCGUUGGUGGUUUUGGUUUGAUUAGUCAAACACUACGAAGUGUAAUUAAACGUGGAGUUUUAGCCGAUUGUAGGGAUUUAUACGGCGAUUUUGUCACGUGUUCUAAGUAUUUUUGUACUCGUAUAAUUAAAAUUAUAUAUUAUUAACUAUUUAAAUUAUUUAUGUAA
Hevea brasiliensis (rubber tree) is the source of this 1538-nucleotide messenger RNA. Its product is annotated as pathogenesis-related genes transcriptional activator PTI6-like. The coding region runs from base 413 to 1201 and encodes 262 amino acids. Gene Ontology annotation, biological process: regulation of DNA-templated transcription. Gene Ontology annotation, molecular function: DNA binding; DNA-binding transcription factor activity. The record is from RefSeq and is a predicted model, not a curated record. NCBI's taxonomy places the organism in Eukaryota, Viridiplantae, Streptophyta, Magnoliopsida, Malpighiales, Euphorbiaceae. The transcript has a single exon.